Molecule: messenger RNA, 1143 nt
Organism: Sungouiella intermedia
Lineage: Eukaryota; Fungi; Ascomycota; Pichiomycetes; Serinales; Metschnikowiaceae
Source: the annotation of a GenBank genome assembly
AUGGUCAAACAAGAGCCAUUUGCCGUGGAACAGUUCAUGGACAAGUAUGAGACCAACAUCUCCUAUAACAUGGGUGAAACUUGUGUUGAUUCGCUCUCCAUGAAUGACAUUUUGGCCAGUUUACCACCACAGGCCCGUGAAGAUGCUACCAAGGCACUUCUUGACACAAAACUCACUUAUGGGCACAUCCGUGGCUCGCCCCGCUUAAAGAAGGCAAUCGCUUCUCUCUACAAUGACAAUCAGAUCGGUCCAGACAACAUUGUAAUCACCAACGGUGCAAUUGGUGGCAAUUUCUUGACCUUCUACACGGUAGUAAACCCAGAUGAUCACGUUUUGGUGGUGGAUCCUUCGUACCAGCAGCUUUCAUCGGUGCCCAAGAUGUUUGGAGCAAAAGUGGAGCCAUUCGAGCUCAAAUUCGAAGACAAUUAUUUGCCUGAUUUGAAUAAGUUGGAGCAGAUGAUUACUGUCAAUAAUACCAAGCUUUUGGUCAUCAACAAUCCCAACAAUCCCACCGGAUGUGUGUGGGAGAAUGAUAUUUUGGCCCUGAUUGUAAACAUUGCCAAACGUUACAAUGUGACGAUCUUAUGUGACGAGGUGUACAGGCCACUAUUCCAUUUUGAAGGUGUAGAAGAUAUUAAGUCUAUUGUAUCAUUUGGUUACGAGAAUACCAUCUCUACUGGAUCGAUGUCCAAGGCAUUUUCCCUUGCGGGACUUCGAUUGGGCUGGAUCGUGACCAAGAACGCCAAGUUUUUGGACGGCUUCUUUGAGAAGAGAGACUACAACACCAUUUCUGUGUCGAUUCUUGACGACGCAAUGGCUGCUGUUGCUCUUGAGAACGUAGAGAGCAUUCUUGCGAGAAAUCAUGAACUUUGUCAGAGAAAUUUGGCACAUAUUGACAAAUUCAUUGAGGCGUCGAACGGCUUAGCGCAAUGGGUCCGACCUCGAGGCGGAAGUACCUGCUUCAUUCGAAUUAAUGGAGUGGAUACAAUGGAACUUGCAGAGGAUUUGGCUGAAAACCAUGCAACGUUGGUGGUUCCGGGAGAGGUGUUUGGCAAGCCGGGUUCGAUAAGAAUCGGAUUUGGCAACAGUGAAGAGGGGGUGAAAUUGGGGCUUGAAGUGUUGCUUCGUAGAUUGCAGAAGUAA